GCGAGCCUGGUUUUGGGUGCAGUUCUUUAUUUCUGCUGCAGCCGGCAGGAUGCGCAGGUCUGGGGGCAGCUCGCAGCUGAAACGGUGCAGCUGGGAAGCCCCCUCCCUUUAUUAGUCAAUAUUGGAUUUAUGUAGCGACAGGAACGGAUUGCGAGUGGAGUUGGUGCUGGAUCGGACCCUCCAACUGCUGGUGUGCUUUUGUAACAGGGUGAAUCUGUAUGAUGAACUAUGGUGCAUCUGUCUAAAAUGAAGAGCAGACAGGGGCCUUAGCUUUUAGGGGUGCUAAAGAAGUGGGCAAAAUUAUCUAGGAGAGAUGCGUGUGGAAGGUGCCCCGAGCAGCACUGCCCCAGAGCAGUUGGCACAGAGCACUGGAGGAAGUCCUAAGCGGUCAUCACCUAGGAAAGCAGGACAUGUGGCUGGUUUUUGUGAGGGAGAAACCACAACAGAAAGGAAGAAGAAGAAAAAGAAGGAACCCAGACCCGAGUCCAUCAUAGUCUACCGGUCAGAAAAUGAAAAGCUGGAGGACGACCAAUCUGGCCAAGAGGGAGCUGAAAAGAAUGCAGGGGAAGCCUCCAAUUUCUUGGGGCAAUCCACUCCGGAAGGAGGGUGGAAUGUACCAUUAGACAGUCGCUAUGUAACUCUCACUGGCACUAUUACAAGAGGAAAGAAGAAGGGACAGAUGGUUGACAUCCAUGUCACAUUAACAGAGAAAGAGCUGCAAGAGUUGACAAAGUCCAAAGAGCCUCCAGCUGAAGAAGCACAACAAGAGAAAAACACUUGCAAUGUUGCUCUGGAUCGGGGUCCACAUAUUGUACUUUGGAGCCUCCUGUGUGCUCCUGUAGUCUUUGUGUUGUCCUUUGUGAUGUCAUUUUACUAUGGAACUAUCACCUGGUACAAUAUAUUUCUUGUUUACAAUGAAGAAAGGACCUUUUGGCAUAAGAUUACAUUUUGUCCCUUUCUGAUCAUUUUCUACCCAGUAAUAAUUGUGGUUGUUUCCUUCUCCCUUGGUCUGUACACAGCUGUGACCCAGGUGUCCUGGUCCUUUGGCGAGUGGUGGCAGGCUGUAAGAGACUUAGAGAAGGGUUUUUGUGGUUGGCUAUGCAGCAAACUGGGUCUGGAAGACUGUUCCCCUUACAGCAUUGUUGAACUUCUGGACUCUGAUAAUAUCUCUGGUAGCUUGUCCGGUAAAGGACCAGGACACGGAGUUGAGACUUCAGCAGUCUAAUGUCAAAAUGAGAAGUUUAUCAGAUAUUUGUUGCAACUAAACAGUUAUUAUAAAAGGGCCAAAUGGUGCUGUUACAUUUGGAUUUGAAUAUUUUCUUUCCUAAAAGAAAAAGAAGCACAACAAGUUAAAAAAGAAAGUUUAUUAGUGAAGCACGUGUGGCAUAGGAUCUACUUUUCAGUCAUGCAUAGUUGCUGAAACUUGCACCUGGUGUUUGCAUUUUUUUAUUGCUGCUUUUUGUACACAAGAAGAGAUGUUGCAUGAAGUUGAACACUUUUAAUAUUAUGCACUAAAAUGUAUGCCUUUGUGGUUUGAGGUUGUUUUUGCUUGCCAUUAAUGCUACAUGGAUUUUACUGCCUAACUUACAGAAAUAGUGUACAUUCACCAAUGUUUAGAAGACGUAUUUGGUUUGUGAAUUAUAGAGAGAUUAGCCUCAUUAAAACUUUGAACUUCUCAAAUAAAGAUGUGACCUCUCUUAAAUAAAAAGAAGCCUGUAGUGUUUCAAACUGAGAUGGCUUCAGGCUGUUACAUCACAAACCCUUCCUACUCAACUGCUGCAGAAUGGAAAUACUUGUUCUUUUAAAUGAAUUGCAACUGUCCUAUUCAAAUGUCCACUAAAUCAUGCGAAAGGCAAAACCUUUGCGAAACGAGGUCAAAGCAAAGCACAAAUGGGUAACAACAGGGAUGGAGUCUAAGUUUUCAUUAGUAUUUAGUCAGUUGCUAAAUACACGCCAUUCCUAUAAUUUUCUGCAGCAAAAUUUUGCUGUCAAAUUUCUGUGCAUCUGUAGAAGUGUUUUCAGUCUGCAGCAUACAACAGAGGGCCAUUCGGUUUGUAUAUGCGCUAACAACUUGCAUAUUAGGCAGACGGUUCUCGCACCUACAUCACAUUUUCUGACAUUGAUCUAGAAGUGUGUCUCACAGAUGUGACAGCAAGCUGACUGCAUACCAUGCUGAUGAGUUUUCUUUCCAUUGUCUGUUCAGUCCUCAUUAUCUGUUCAGAUGAUGGUUUUAUUUUUUCUUUGUUUAUGUUGUACAUUCUUCUUUUUAGUUGUCUGAUUCGCAUAGGAUUGUGUGUACCUGCUGCAUGCAAAGUCCAGUGAAAUGUUUGCAUAAACAUUUACUUGCCUGUUUAUGCCCUGUCUGUGACCAAACCUUAUUGAACUGUCCCAGUGCUUUCACCUUGACACAUGAAGUGUGGUGGCAACAGAAGUCUUUAAAUAAUUUCAUUAGGCUUACAAUUUAAACAGUGUAUGGUUUCUGUGGUUGUAAAGAAUCUCUGUCAUUCUUGGUCAUAUUGAAAUCUUAAGACUGCAUAGUCUUAAUUUAACACAUAUUUGUCUUCAUUUAUGAGAAGGUGAAUGACAAACACCAUGAUGAAAGAAUUAGUUAUUGGUUACAAUGGCAGCUGCUUCUUGGACUUCAUCCACUUAGGCCUGUUCUUUCUUCCUUUGAACAUCCCUUUCUUCUGUAAUGCAAUUUCUAGUCCUGUUAUUCAAACAGUGUCACAUGUUGAUGGGUACCGUUGCUGUGUUUUCUGGGGCCUUCCUCUCCAUUUUGUGUCCUCGGCACUCUCCAGGCCUUUCUCAUGUGGUUCCUUAGUAAAAGCGUAGAAUUCUGAUAGUCCUCUUAAUGUAGUGCAUUUUUGGUAGUUCUUUUCCUAGUACUAGAAAUGUCUUUGGAAAGAACAUAGGUUUUUUUAGAAAGUGUUUUGUAAUAGCAGGGAUUUCUGGUGGUUCAUUUUGUAAGAUUGCCAUUGGCUCGUCUUAUGGUAACACAUUUUCUUAUGGAUUUCCUUUUUAUAGCGUCUGUUUCUAGUGUCGGUUGCAUUAUUAGAGAUUUCAGAUAUUUAAUUCUUGGUUUGAAAACUGUAGUUACUUUCUUGCCAAUGGUAACUUAUUCUGGCUUUAUUAUGGUCCUUAGCACUAGUGAUGUUAGUAGUGGCAGUGCCUCCUUUUUCUAUUGGGUGCCAUCAUAAAAGCAUAUCUGAUGUUGUCACUGUCAUUCUUGCUCAACCUGUGGGUUCUUGGAUCCGACUCAGCCGCUUUCCAAGCUGAGAAGUCGAAGCUUGAGCUCCUUCCAUCUUACCCGUAAUGCGUCAUUCCCCCAGCAUAACUCAGAUUUCAUUUGCCUCUCAUAGUGUAUGCUUCAAGAUUUCAUCACUCCAGAGCUCCUCCAGGUUUGAGUAAAGUUUUCGGCCAGUCAGUGAGUUUUAGCUAACCUUUAGUCUUUUUUGGUCAUCUUUAUUCCAACCCUGUCUCUUACAUGAGUAAUUUCUCUCUUUCUUUGUCCAUAAAUCAGGGGGUUUUUUUUGUCUGACUUAACCUUCCUGCCUUCUCCGUUUCUUCUCUCUCCCUUAUCCUUUUUAAAAAAAAAAAAAAAAAGAGAGUUUUCUUUUCCUCGUUCCUUUCUCUUUGCAGUGAUGUCCAAGUCUGAUCCUAAAUUGGGCAAACCUUUUGGGUUUAAUAAAUGCACUUCCUGUGGGCACAAAAUCCUGUUGUCUGAUGCCCGCAGGGAGUGCUUGUAUAGUCUGGGGCCCUUUCACUUGGAUAUCCCUGCCCUAUCUUUUCAGCUUUCCACCUGCAUGCCCAGGCGAAUCGGCAGAAUAAGCUGAUUCUUAAGGCCUGCUUCCUUCUGCCUCCUUUCCUGCUGUUCCCUCUAUGUCAUGGGCUCAAUCCCCCUCCGGGAAACACAAGGAGACUCAGAAAGGCCCAAAACGCUUCUCAGAUAUGUCUUCUUCGUUGGUAUCAAAGCAGAUAAAAAAGGCACCAAAAUCUUUGGAUCUGACUGUGUCGUCUCCUCCUUGUGCACCUCCUCCUUGCGCUCCAGUUACCAGUUUGGAGCCAAGUACAUUGGCACAGAGAUCUCCUAAGAAGCCAUUGAGACCUACUUCUACCACUUUUCCCACCAGGUCUUCUCAUAGUCUGUCUGAGAAAUACAUGGCUAGACUGAGGCAGUUUCUUCAGACACAAAUCCAGAUGGGGGUUUUUCCAUCUCCGUCACCACCAAAUCCGUGAGUAGAAUUUCCUCAUUCCGCCCUGUUGCUCCUUCUCCAAUUUGACCUUCGGUUUCAGAGUCUGCUGGUGCUGUAGUUCUGAGAGCCGAAAUGUUGGAGCUGACAGGGGUGAUCUCUUCAUUUCAGACGGGCCUCCCUGGCUCAUUCAGCUCCAACCAUGUUGGUGUCUAGCACGUCUCAGACCCUUGAGUCCAGGGGUUUUAUGCCAGCUCCAAAGUUUUCAGAGCCGUCACUUCCCCUCCGAAUCUCUGCUUUCGACAGCUCAACUCCUACUCCCCCUUUGGAGCAGAGCACUCCAUGUGGUUGGAAGGUGUCAGCUAUGUUGACUUCAGCUCUGGAGGGAUGACCCUUAGUUAUUCUGAGUCCAUCUGCAUUCGAAGUGUUGGAGAGGGUCCUCUCUCAUCCCAGCAGAGCCUUAGUUCUUCCUUCCUUGGCACCACUCCCCACCCCCAAGGAUCCUGUGUCUGAGGCCUCUUGUCUACCAUGGGGACAGUCGGCCCUGGACCAGCCUCCAGCCCAUCCCUUCAGUGGAACCCCAGUUUUCUUCUGACACCUCCCUGGAACAUCCCACUGAGGAGGUUCCUUGGAGCAGACAGUGUAAAAGGAGGCACCUGGAUUCCCCCCAGGAAUCCCUCACUACUGAUACUCAUUUCGAGGAAGUGGCAGUGGUCCCCAAGAUCUCUACCUGAGGAUGUCUUCUUUGCGGAUGUCCUAGAAAUACUCCACCAGAGAGGUGGUUGGUUUGCCUAAAACCCCACCCUGGAAACAAUGCUGUUGGAGGCUUUCGGGUCCGGCCCAUCUACAUCCUGGGUGCCCCCCCCCCAGAUGCUCUCAUUGACCUAGUAUCUACCAGGGCAUGGAAGGGACACGACACUGUGGACCCCAUACCAAAGAGAGUUGAUAAGAUUCUGAGCACACCUACUGAUAGGCCACAUUGGACAAAAGGAAUCCCAGUAGAUGCUAUGGUGGUGGUGGCAGCCACUAAGAAGGAGCUGGCUCAGUAAAGCUCCGUCAACCAGGGAGUCUAGGGCUAUGGACAGGUUCGGCAAGAGAGUUUACUCUUCAGCCACUUUAACGUUAUGAGUGUUAAACUACUUAUCCCAUUUCACUAGACUGCAGAGAGAACUUAUCAAAGAACUGACUUUGCCCCAGAGUCCAUGUCUGUCGAAGAUCAGAAGACCUUUUCUUCCAGAAUGACCACUGUACUUUCGAUAUAAAAUGCAUCCAUGAGGUUGAUCUCUCAAACAGCAGAGGGUGCUUCUAGGGCAGCCGGUUCAGGCAUUGCCAUUAGGAGCUACGCCUGGAUGCGGCUGUCUGACUUCGAGAAACCUUUCAGGGUGUCAUUCGUCAGUGCCCUUUUUGAUGGAUCGUCAUUGCUUGGUUCAGCAGUCAGACACACUCUCCCAGAUUGAGAAAGAUGGAAAUACCUUGUCUACUAUUGGAAUCCGGUUUUCUACCACACAAAGGUCUUUCUCCGGGAACCAGCAUGGGGGAAAAAAGUUACGGUUCAAGAAAUCUCAAGGUCCUUUUCAGGAGUCUCAGGGAGACUUUUCCCCCAGAGACAGAGGGGGUAAGAGCUACAAUGGAAGAUGCUGCCCCAGUGGCAGAGGGGGUCCACAGAAUGCAGGGUCUUGAGUUUCCUUCUUGGACAGACCCUUCUAGCACUCCUAAACAGUGACCCAACUGCCCUCCUCUGGAGGCAGUCGGGAGUCGCUUCUCCUUGCACCCACAAGCCUGGGCAGACAUCAUGAUCAGUGGGUGCUAAGGAUGGUAUCCAGAGGAUACUUUAUUCCCUUUUUGGAAAACCCCAGACAAGAGUCUUUCCUCCCCGAUGUUUCACCCAGUCAGAUGGAGAAAGUACCUCAAGAAAUUGCAAAGUUGCUACAAAAAAGAGUCAUCCAGGAUGUCCAUCACAAUCAAAUAGGAUCGGGCAUGUACUCAAGAUUCUUUUUAGUACCAAAAAAGACAGGAGACCUGCAAGCCAAUCCUGGACUUGACAUCCCUGAACAAAUCAGGUAAAGAAUUCAAAUUCAGGAUGGUCAUGGUCCAGUCCAUUCUACCCCUUUUGAGAAUGGACAAAUGAAUGUGCUCAGUAGACCUGAAGAAUGCGUACUGCCACAUCAACAUGGACAAGGCAGUCCAGACAGUACCUUUGUUUCAGGCUGGGAGCCAGCCAUUACCAAUUCAAAUUGCUUCCAUUCGUUCUCACCACAACCCCCCAGGGUGUUCACCAAAUGCAUAGCGGUCAUCGCAGCCCACCUCAGGCUGCAAGGAUUCCAUGUGUUUCCAUGUCUGGACAAAUGCCUCCUAACCACCCCAACCAGGCAUCUACUUGUUCAAGCAAGGGAUUACUUGUUACAGCUAUCUCUCUGUCUAGGCAUAACAGUCAACACACACAAAUAUCACUUGCAUAUAUCACGUGCAGCCAGUAAAAAACAUAGAUUUCAUUGAAGCACAUUUGAACUCUAUUUCAGCAUGGGCUUACCUCACUCCGGACAAGAUUACAAGUUUACAAUAUCACAUCAAACAGAUUCUAGCUAUCCCAGCUCCUGCAGCGAAUCUAGUGCUCAGGGUCUUGUCUCACCUGUUGGAGCAUAUUCACCUGAUCUUCAAAGACUGAAAUUAACCACAUGGUUUCCCCAAUUCUAAUGAUGGCAAGACAUUCCAGGCUUUCAUCCCCCGGUCUGAAAAAUCUUGAUCUCUGCUCAUAAGUCCGCUACUUGGAAAAUCUACAAGAGCAAAUGGAAGAGGUUUUCUUUAUAGGCCCAGAAAGAACAUAUAGAUAUUUUUACUGCUCACAUUCUGAAAACUGGUUUUUUUUUUUACUUCCCUCUUCCAAAGGGGAGCUAGUUACUCCAUGUUGAAAGUUCAGCUUGCAGCCGUUUCCUACUUUCAUACUGGGGAGAAUUAAUCUUCUCUGGCUUCAUCCAAACUUUGCAAAGUGUUUCUGAGAGGUAUCUUUUUACUUGCCUAUUAAAGAUCCUAUUCCUCUGUGGGAUCUGACCGUGGUUUUACAAUUCGUAGUCCUUCCUCCUUUUGAAUCUGUGACGAAGGUAGACUUUAAAUUUCUCUGAUGGAAGACAGUUUCUCUGGUGGCUAUAACCAAGCUGUUUCCUCAAAACCUUCCUAUCUAAUCUUUCACAAAGAUAGUUACUCUUAUGUUCCAACCCAUCCUUUUUUUCUAAAGUGGCUACAGAAAAUAAUGUAAAUUAAUCUAUCAAACUUCCUGUUUUCUUUCCCAACUUUCAAAACAAAGGAGAGUAGUAUGUGCUCCAUCUUUUGGAUGUGCAUAGUCAGUUACAUUUUUACUUGGACAGAACUAAGUCUUGUAGAAAAUCUGAACAACUGUUUGUAUCCUUUUCUGAUGAAAAGAACGGGCAAGUUAUCACCAAGAAUACACAUGCCAAAUGGUUGAGAGAUUGUAUUUCCUUUGUGUACUCUUCCAAAAACAGGCUAUUACCAGGCAAAAUCAAGGCUCAUUCUACAAGGUCUUGAGUGUCUGUUGGUGACAUUUGUGCAGCUGCAGCUUGGUCAAAUUCCCAUACGUUUGUUACACAUUAUAAAGGUGGACAUUACCUCCUGGCCUUUGGCUCUGCAGUGCUUCGUAAUAUCCUUGAGGGCCACCCUAGGUUAUUGAAGCUAGGGACUCUGUCCCACAGGUUGAGGAAGAAUGACAGUGACAAUGUCAGAUAAAUUUAUGUUCUCACCAUAAUGUUCCAUCUAUGUUGUCACUGCAUUCUUGCUCAACCUUCCCUCCCUCCUUAGUCCUGUCCUUGACUAUAAGCGACCUGGUGGGAUGUUUUCAUGGGAACCACAGUUCUUGGUUGGGCUCCUGAUCUUUAUGCUUGAUCUUGUUUUUUCAUUGGUAUUUACAAUGCCCAUCUUUGUUUCCAUAAGAUUGCUUGUGUGGGUACUGGGUUGCUGCAAACUCGAUCUGACGUAUGUUGGAGAAUGAGGCAAUAUGGAUAGGAUGGGAGGAGCUCAAAUUGUGACUUCUCAGCUUGGAAAGCGGCUGAGUUCGGGUCUGAGGGUUGAAUCCAAGAACCCACAGGUUGAGGAAGAAUGCAGUGACAACACAGAUGGAACAUUACGGCAAGAACAUAACUUCUUUUUUCACAUUAUCAGAAUAAUACCCGAACUAUUUCUGCCUAGUAGGUGUGAAUGUUCAGGCUGGUAUCUGUGCUAGUUUCAGUGUUGGCUUUGAGCCCUUUGAGGUAAUGGUAGUACCAGAUCUUAUAUUUGUCCUUUUCAGCCAGUAAUAUUUCUCCAGUGGUUUUAGUUGAUCUGUGUGGUUUUAGUUGAUCUGUGUAGGAUCAGUACUGUGGGGGAUCUCUGUUACAGUUUACACUCUUUGACUAUUGCUGUUCCCAGCAAAGAGGAGUACCACGAAUGAUCCUUUCCAUGACCAUCUCCAGAUUAGUUUAGAUGCAUCACUGAUGAAUAUUUAGGCUUUACUUUCAGCCAUUUUGUAAAUGUAUUGGGGGUUAUGAAGAACUGUGCAUUUGCCCUUCUCUUUGGAGUUGGUACGUCAGUGAUUUCAUUCCAUUAGGUCCAUCUGAUCCAGAAUUAGAUGAAAUAUUAAAGGUGAAACUGAUCAGAAAAGAAGAACCAUUGAAUGCAUACCUCUCAACUGUCCAGACUUUCACAGAAUGGCCAUAUUUGUGCCUCAUAUUUUUGGUCUGUUCCUCAUAAACAUUUGAUUUUUUUUCUGGCAAAUCAGGGAGAACCAAAUUAAAAAAUAAUGACAUUUGUUUUUCUGACUUCAUAUUAUUUAGAAAAUGAUAUUAUUCAGAAAAUGAAGGUAACUCAAAACCUUUUUAUUCUAGCAACUUUUUAAGUUUGUAAGAGCAAUAUUUAAAAUGUUUGUCAAUUUUUGGGCAUUUGUCCAGAUUUCCUCUCACCUCUUAGCACAAACAUCAUUGAAUGUAACUCUGCAAACAUUUCCCCAACAAAAAUCAUUGAAUGUAACUCUGCAAACAUUUCUUCAACAUCUACCUUUUUCCUCUCUUUGGAAUCCACUGAAUGAAGACGUCCAAACAGUGAUUUCUGUGUCAUCUGUAGAAUCCUACUCAUUUUGGGUUUCUUUAAACACAUUCAUGUAUGCUACAGGAUGGAAAACAGAAUGGUCAUGAUGUUGACUAAGCAUUCCUGGAGUGUUUGUAUUGGUUGUCCAGCAAUUGUUUACGAUUAGGCUGCUUUGCAAGUCAUUUAACUCCUCAGGGCAGCAUUGCAUAUAUGGCAAUGAGAAAGCCAGCACCUUGCGUAGGGGAAUUAAAGCAGUUUUGGGAGUUGGGAUUUACCCUUGGUGCUGCUCAUCUAAUACUGCAGAUGCUACCAGUGAGAAUGGAGAGACUGUGGUGUAACUGUCUGAUAGAAGUUAUAAGUUGCCUACCACCUGCCUCCCACCCCUUCAGCCCAGUCACAGAUGGCAUUUAUACCAAUUAUUAACUGCAUGGAAAUUAUUACUUGAACUAAGGCCAUAAAGAUCACCACCCAGUCUCUAAUUUUAUUAAUGUGGGGAAACCCCCCCAGAGCAGCAGGCUAUACCUCUUGUGUUGCAGGAAUGUGCCUCUAUCACAUUAGAUGUGACAAACACAAAUGCACUGUCCUCUGAAGUUGUUUCUUAUCACCAUUUUGUUUUAAUAAUUCCUGUCUUCAGAUCAUGACCAGGGGCCAAAAUGCUACUUUUUGUUUGCUAUCCCUUCAUCUUGAUGUGAAGUGUCAGGUCAGUGUUGAACCAAAAUUGAGUAGAUUGGAUGAUGGAAAAGCUUCACUAGUUCCCAUGCCACUCAUUGUGAUGUGAAAUUGAUGCUGUGGUAAAAGAACCCUGUCAAUAAAUUUCAUGCAAGUUAUGAAAGUGGAGUAAAGCUUAGUUCCUGACUUUCAUCACUUUGUUGGUAUUCAUAUUUUCCUGACUCAUGGAUACUUCUCUGCUUUUAUUUCCAAGAGGUUCCUUUUUCAAUUCCUGCCUUUUUGACUUUUGUGUAUUGGGGUGGCCCCCUGUUUUGGGGAGAGGGAACAGUCUGAAAAACUAAUUUCCAAGCCAGUAAUCUGGGAGUGACUGUACAAAAUUCCAGUAUUCUGUGCGCAGUACUUUUAUGUCUGAAGAUUUGAUAAACUAUGACUUAUUCCCUUAAAGUAAACCUUGUUAGGCAAGGCCUUGAGGAAAAAGUCAUGAAUAUUUGAAAAGAUGCUUGAUAGUCUGUUUAAAUGCUGAAUUAUAUAUUUGUAUAUGGACUGUGUCAGAUUGGCAGCGAACAUAGUCAAGUUAGAUAGUUUAGCAGUGUGUGUGUGAAGAAUGUUUUUCCCUGUUGUUGAUAGAAAUACUGUGUAAUUUUUUUUUAAUAAACCGAGUUUGACUAUAGUUAUAUAAUUUAGGAGAUUAUGUGAUAUUUUGAGGCAUUUUUGGUAAAACUUGCAUGAACAUAAACUGCAGUUGCAGUUGGUGAGAUCAGAGCGUGGGUGGGGGGCUGUAGGAAGCAACUAAAUGGGUUGGGUUAAUUGAAAUGGGACAAGACCAUGUUAAGAUCAGUGUCUUGUUUACCUGUGAUCAAACAGCAACUCAUUUCUUUAUUGACUAUAUGCACCUCUUGAUGUUCGUCUAUGAUGAAUAGGGCCAGGCUUGAGUGAAAUGCAGCAUUAGACAAAGGACUUCAAGAUGCUCUGCCCUCUGUUGCACUCAAGUUGGGACACUGUGGAAAAGGAACCAAUCUUUCCCACUCCCACAACAACACCCCCUUCCUGGCUUUCCCACACCACUCAGCCAGAUUACUUCUUUUUAUUUAUUUAUUUUUUCAUUGUCAGCUUUUUCUUCCAUCCUUUCCAUACACUGCAGCCAAAAACUGCACUAUAGUAACUGUGGCAAAAGUAACUGAGUUAAGCUGGAGGUACGGGAGCCACUGGGCUCCUAGAAGCCUUGAAGUUCUUCAAGAUGCUCUGGGGUAUGUUUUUGAGAUGUUUUACAACCUUUUGAUCUAUUAGUGGCCUAGACAAAAAUCAGGAAUAAGAAAUGAAAUGUCCUUUUUUUUUCUUUCAAGAAAGAAAUAAGUUGUGUCUAAAGCUUGGUGUUCAAAGCUGACCAAGUAGUACUUCCCAAUAAAGUGAGAAGAGAAAUGCCUAUGAGGAUACAUAAAUCAUAUUUAGGAAUAGUGGCCAUGUCCUUACUCCCCCUAGAAAAAAAUGGUCACCUGUGUACCCCUCUUGUGUUAGGCUAAGAUGAAAGAGAAAUAAUAUAUGGCUACAGGGGUAUACUUCAAGUUGUUGCUAUCGUAUAGUGUGUGUGUGUAUGUGUGU
This is a messenger RNA of Protopterus annectens (West African lungfish), 11528 nucleotides long. It is a transcript of the gene TMEM169, whose product is annotated as transmembrane protein 169. The record is from RefSeq and is a predicted model, not a curated record. Bases 314 to 1225 code for a protein of 303 amino acids. Lineage: Eukaryota; Metazoa; Chordata; Ceratodontiformes; Protopteridae. The transcript has 3 exons.